UAACAUCAAACUGUUUAAAAUAAAUAAAUGCUGUUUAUUAAUGAACGCUCCUUUUUGCAAUGCCAUUCGUCCAUCGAGAUUUUGCAAAAACAUUUCAUUGGCAUAAUGAACGUUGUUAAGUAAUUUAUUUUGUUAAUCUUUUAAAAUAUCAUAGAAGAAUGAAAAAACAGAAUGCUCCAUCUCGAACCAAUCCGAUAGAAAAAUACUUCAGUGUUAUACGCCUUUAUCAUUACUUCUUUUUCUUCGUAAUAUUCUUGAGUCAAGUUCCUGUAUUUUGGCAUUUCUUGAGCCUAAUAUUUCUGUCGCCACAUAUGAAUUUUUAUUGUACAAAAACUCAUCUUGUUAUCCGUAACGCGAGUCUUGUGAACUACUGUCCUUGCGAUGAGGUGAAGUGGGACAGAAGUGUGUUCACUGAAACAGUUCAGACAAAAUUUGACUUGUACUGUGAAACUCAAUGGCUUAUAAGUUUUACUCAGAGUAUACUUUACUUGGGGACCUUGUUAGGAUCAAUAUUUUUUGGUAUUUUAUCUGACAAGCUUGGUCGUCGUUGCGCGUGCACCAUAUCCAUAUUCCUCUUAGCAGUAUCAGGGUGUCUUUCAAGUAUCAUGCCAAAUGUGACCGCAUACAUAUUCAUGAGAUGCCUUGAAGGCUUUUCAGCCGGUGGCUACAUCGUAGCAAGUUUUGUGUUUGUCAUAGAACACUGUGGACCGAAUAAUCGAGAGGUGAUAUCGGCUCUUUUCCAUCUCCCGCUCAACGUUGGACACAUCAGUCUUGCGGGAGUCUCAUACUUUUUAAGAGACUGUAGCUACUUUCAACUAGCUCUUUCUGUGCCAGUAUUCUUUUUUGUGUCAAUAAGAUAUUUGACAAUGGAAUCACCAAAAUGGUUGAUGGACCAGGGCCACCUUGAAGAGGCGGCGAUAAUAAUGGAAAAAAUCUCAACAUUCAAUAGAAAACCACAUGGAUCGUUCAAGGCAGAAAUCGUAGAGUAUGAUGCUGGCCGUUCAAACAGUUCCAGAAAAAAGAUGCAUUUUAUUGAAGUGUUUAAACAUCGCCGACUUUUCAUCAAUAUUAGUUGUAUGUCAGCGAUCUAUUUUCUAUGUGGCUUGGGUUUUUUCGGAGUUUCACAAUACAUCGGCCAAAUGAGCGGUGAUAUGCACAAAAACGUUGCCAUCUCUGGUAUUCUAUUAGUUCCGGCAACUAUAUCAGCAAUUUUUCUUUUAAUUUUAUUACGUCGACGUAUAUUGUUAAUGAUAACCACUUUUUUAUCAGGUUUUUUCAUGAUAAUAGUUAUUUUCAUUCCGGAUGAAUUAAGCUUGCUUAGGGUAAUUUGUGCCUGUGUCUGUGAUUGUUUCUUCUUUAUGUCAUUUAUUACUGCCUUCCUUUUUGGAGUAGAGUUAUUCCCUACUGCCGUUCGAUCGUCUGCAUUAGGAUUUUUAUCUUUAAUGUCUAGAUUCGGCCAAAUUGUCGCGCCGCCUUUAAAUUCUUUACCAGAAUUUGUUACAGGACUCGUUUUUGGUGUUUUAGCUAUUUGUGGUUCAGUUUUAUGUUAUCCAUUACCAGAAACGAAAAAUAUUGAUUUGCCUUCGACACUGCAGGACGCGAAAGAUACUAAAAAAACUCGUGCAGAAAAACAAGAUAAAGGGAAAAGUACUGAAAAUGAAGAAGCAGACACUAGCAAACGAACUGAGUGAACAAUGGCAUACGUAUAUAUAAAACUAGUUAGUUCAUCAGUGUAAUAACAUCUUUAUUUUUAUGAAUUGUAUACGUUUCUUUGUCAUCCUAAAAUUAUGUUUUUAAAUAAAUUAUUUUUAUAUAAGUGACCUGUUUAUAAAUAAUUAUAAUGAUAUA
This is a messenger RNA of Plodia interpunctella (Indianmeal moth), 1848 nucleotides long. RefSeq names its product solute carrier family 22 member 1-like. Bases 159 to 1691 code for a protein of 510 amino acids. Gene Ontology annotation, biological process: transmembrane transport. Lineage: Eukaryota; Metazoa; Arthropoda; Insecta; Lepidoptera; Pyralidae. The transcript has 3 exons. Gene Ontology annotation, molecular function: transmembrane transporter activity. The record is from RefSeq and is a predicted model, not a curated record. Gene Ontology annotation, cellular component: membrane.